Molecule: messenger RNA, 4761 nt
Organism: Hippocampus zosterae (dwarf seahorse)
Lineage: Eukaryota; Metazoa; Chordata; Actinopteri; Syngnathiformes; Syngnathidae
Product: ankyrin repeat and BTB/POZ domain-containing protein 3-A-like
Exons: 16
Coding region: 275-3346 (1023 amino acids)
Cellular component (GO): nucleosome
Molecular function (GO): structural constituent of chromatin; DNA binding; protein heterodimerization activity
Source: RefSeq, a predicted model, not a curated record
CAUGUACGGCGUCGCUAUUUGUGCAGGUUGUUUCGCAGCUGUCAAUCAAGCCGGACUCCUCCUCCUCGUUGUUCACGAGGAGCCAAGCGCAAGCCCGCAGAGCGUCGAGGCGAAGCGUCGACGGAAGCAGGCAAAGUUUCCUCGCGUCUCCCCCGCCGGCCGAUGUGGCAGCAAACGCGGGCAAUGACGCGCGCGCCACCGUGAAGAGCCCAGCACGGAUGGGUUUCUGAGACGCGCGCUGGCACGCACGCGCGCAGCAGUAUGCGUCGCCGCGAUGGCAGCGGGCAACGCUAAGAGCACCGCGGCGAGGACACUGGAGGACUUAACGCUCGAUUCCGGUUAUGGUGGCGCGGCGGACUCGGUCCGGUCGUCCAGCGUGUCGCUGUGCUGCUCCGACCCGCCGCUGCAGUCGCUUUCGCACGGCGGCAACCGCUGGCAUCUGACGGGAUCCAUGCACAGCCGACAGAACAGCUUGGACACGGUCAACACCGUGCUGGCCGAGGACUCGGAGGCUCUGGAGUGCGCGGCCCACCCGUGCGCCAAGCUGCCCGAGCCGGAGGAGGUGCCGUGGAGCCUGGCCGAGGUGGAGGGCGCUCUGCGGCUGCGGCGGUGGCGGCGGCGGCCGGACGAGGAGCCGCCGCUGCCGCCGCCGUCCCCGGAGAUGGUGGCGCGGCUCUCGGUGCUCGUCGGCCGCGCGCUGGUGCGCCUGGCCCGGGAGGCGCAGCGGCUCAGCCUGCGCUACGCCAAGUGCACCAAGCUGGAGGUGCACACCGCCGUCAAGGUGGUGCUCUCCUGGACCAUCUCCGUCAACUGCAUCGCGGCCGCGCUCGGCGCCCUGUCCCUGUACACCGCGAGCGGCGCCGACAAGUUCGCCCGAGGCAAGUCCGCGCGCUGCGGCCUCGUCUUCUCCGUGGGCAAGUUCUUCAGGUGGAUGGUGGACAGCCGCGUGGCGCUGCGCGUUCACGAGCACGCCGCCAUCUACCUGACGGCGUGCGUGGAGAACCUCUUCCGAGAAGUGCUCGGCCGCCUGGCGCGCGGCGCCGCGCCGCUGCAGCGGGACGGCGGCGUCCCCGACCUCAGCCUGGAGGCGCUGGAGCGGGCCCUGAAUGGCGACUCGGAGCUCUGGGGGCUGCUGCAGCCGUGCCAGCACCUCGUCUGCGGGAAGAACUCCAGCGGUGUGCCGAGCCUCCCCGAGAGUCUCAACCUCCACCGGGAUCAGCAGCGGCGCUCGAGCCGAGGCGAAGGUCACGGCUGCUGCGCUCCGGCCGAACUCCGCACGGUGGAGCAGUCGCUCCUCGCCACGCGGGUGGGAAGCAUCGGCGAGCUGAGUGAUUUGGUGUCACGAGCCAUGCACCACCUGCAGCCGCUGCACGUGAUGAACGCCGCCCACGCGAGCACCGGCGGCGGCGGCGGCGGCGGCGGCUCGGGCGCGGCGGCCUGCGCCGGCGUCCACUGGGAGCCCGAGGCGCUCCACACCUUGUGCUACUUCAUGCACUGCCCGCAGAUGGAGUGGGAGAACCCCAACGUGGAGCCUUCCAAGGUCACCCUGCACACCGAGAGGCCGUUCCUGGUGCUGCCGCCGCUGAUGGAGUGGAUUCGGGUGGCGGUGGCGCACGCCGAGCACCGGCGCAGCCCGGCGGUGGACAGCGACGACGUGCGGCAGGCCGCCCGACUCCUGCUGCCCGGCGUCGACUGCGAGCCCCGACAAAUAAGAGCGGAGGAUUGUUUCUGCGGCGGCCGCAAGAUGGACGCCGCCUCCGCCGAGGCCAAGUUCCUGCAGGACCUGGGCUUCCGAAUGCUCAACUGCGGACGCGCCGACCUGGUCAAGCAGGCCGUCAACCUGCUGGGACCCGACGGCGUCAACAGCGUCAGCGAGCAGGGAAUGACGCCCCUGAUGUACGCGUGCGUGCGCGGCGACGAAGCCACGGUCCAAACGCUUCUGGACGCCGGCGCCGACGUCAACGGCCAAUUGUUGCUGGACAACAGCGCCGGCGUGGAGGGGUCGCUGCUGGACGGGGCCGACAACUACGCGGAGACGCCGCUCCAGCUGGCCUCCGCCGCAGGCAACUUUGAGCUGGUGAGCCUCCUCCUGGAGCGAGGCGCCGACCCCAUGAUCGGCACCACGUGCCGCAACGGCAUGUCGGCGGCGCCGCUUGGCGACAUGAACUCCUUCAGCCUGGCGGCGGCGCACGGACACAGGAAUGUGUUCCGGAAACUUGUGUCCCAGUCGGAGAAGGGUGAUGUCUUUUCGAUGGAGGAGAUCUCGGCCGAGGGUUCGGAGCCAGGCCCGCAAAAGUCUUCGGCCCCGCAGGCCAACGGCGGCGGCGGCGGCGGCGGGACGCUACGAACAGGAAAGGCCAAGCUGCGCGCCCUGAAAGAGGCCAUGUACCAUAGCGCCGAGCACGGCCAUGUGGACAUCACCAUCGACAUCCGCAGCUUAGGCGUUCCGUGGACGCUGCACACGUGGCUGGAGUCGCUGCGGACCAGCUUCGCGCAGCAGCGUCGUCCGCUGAUCCAGGCUCUGCUCAAGGACUUCGGCUGCAUCCGCGAGGACCAGUACACCGAGGAGCUGCUCACGCACGGCCUGCCGCUCAUGUUCCGCAUCCUCGGAUCCUGCAAGAACGAGGUGAUCAGCCAGCAACUGUCGGCGAUCUUCACGCAGUGCUACGGUCCGUUUCCCAUCCCCAAGCUGGCGGAGAUCAAGAAGAAGCAGGCUUCGCGUUUAGACCCGCACUUCCUCAACAACAAGGAGAUGUCGGACGUCACCUUCCUGGUGGAGGGCAAACCCUUUUAUGCACACAAAGUUCUGCUUUUCACCGCAUCGCCCAGGUUUAAAUCGCUGCUGCAAAACCGACCGGCGGCUGAGAACACCUGCAUCGAAAUUAGCCACGUCAAGUAUAACAUAUUCCACUUGGUCAUGCAGUAUCUCUACUGCGGAGGCACCGAGUUCUUGCACAUCCGAAACACGGAAGUCAUGGAGCUCCUGUCCGCCUCCAAAUUCUUCCAACUAGAGGCCCUUCAGAGACACUGUGAGAUCAUCUGCUCCAAGAACAUCACCACAGAGACCUGCGUGGACCUCUACAAGCACGCCAAGUUCCUGGGCGCCUCGGAGCUGACGCGCUUCAUCGAGGGCUACUUCUUGAAGAACAUGGCGCUGCUGGUGGAGCUGGACGCUUUCAAGCAGCUUCUGUACGGGCCGUCGCCGCCGGACCCCACGUCCCCCUCGCCCGACCCCGCCGCAGCCGCCGCCGUCCUCUGCUCGGACAUCCUGCACGACCUGGAGAAGACGCUGGCCUCCCGCGUCCACUCCAUCCACUUGUCCGCCUCCAAAGGCUCGGUGGUGUGACGUGGCUUUUUGGGACCGCUAGGGAUAAGUAGCAAAGCCAGCAAAAGGAACCAAAAUCCUCCCACCCGCAUUUUUUUUUUUUUUUUUGCAUGAGGCCCUUUUAUGCACGGCCUUCCCACCGAGGAAGUGCAGGACGCCAUUGAAACCAUGCAAAGUGUCAAUAGAGCCACGUUUGUUCUCGUGUCCAACUCUGUCGUCUCGCCCUCGAACGUGCGCGUUGCACAUUUGUAGCCGGGCCGCUCGCCGUCUUGCUUUUUGCGGCGCAUUUUCUCCUCCGUAAUAUUCCACUUGGUCGAAAUCGAGCAAAAGACCUGACGAGCGAUUGAAAGCUGUUGGGGAAGACGGGACUGAGUGAUCAGCAGGUGUACCUAAUGAAGUGGCUCCAUGCUGGGGCGGCAAAACGUUUCACAAAUCGGGGUGCAAAAAAAAAAAGAGUCAUGCAGUCCUGUACUACUAUUUCCUGUAGGCAUUUAAAUGAUGUAAAUAAUAGUGACAGAAAUCCUAUAUUAUUUCUUUAUUUUCUUACACAGAGCCCCGUAGAUGUCAUUUGAAUCCAGUUUGUUGAUAUGCACAUAAAAAGGAUCCUAUUAAGAGCAAUAUUUCAACACGAGUGUAUAUUUCCUGCUAAUAUGACAGCAGCAGAGACCAGCCAGCAUUGAAUGAGGGAAGAAAGGGGGAAGAAUGAACUAUUUUUUUAAGCUCGUGUUGGAAAGAAGUUGUCUCAGCGUCUUCUAAUGAUGUCCGCACUUUUGGUGUGCACGAAUUGUCACUGCACGAUUACAUUUUGUGUUGAGGAAACACUUGCUUUGCCGCAUUGCCGCUUUUGCUCCUCCAGAGGCGCCGGUGAGUCGUUGUAGCCGGAGCCAAUGGCUUCCUUUUUCUUGUAGAACGACGCCCCCUGUCGUUGGGAGGCAGCGUGUACAAUUAGGCGGCCUUAGGCUGCGCUCGCUUGCGCCUCUGCCGGUGCCCCGUUGCUAUUGCUAAAAGUGGUGCUCAAGCGUUCGUGUGGACCCACGUGGUUCUUCUGUUGUUGCCGGUGCACUUUCUUUGUCUCGUUUUCCUGUUCGUUUGUCCCGCUGAUACUUUGACCGCUAAAAUGUUCACAUUAGUUCGCCUUAGAAUAAAAAAGUCCGUAGAAGUGAAGCCCCGUGAAUACUUUCCAGAUGCACUCAUUCACAGAGCUUCACUUUUUCAAGUUUCAGGGGGGAAAAAUGAUUUUACCAGGCCCUCAAAGGGACCUUUUUAUCCCUUGCCUUGAAAAGAAUGAAUGGUGAGAUAUAUAUAUAUGGAAGUCUAAUCGAGACACCGUGAAAGAAGCAAGGAUGUAGUUGAGUCCAGCACCAACAAAGGUUAACACUCGUGCGCCACGUUUCAUGUUUCUGUGUACAGACAAUAAAUGACCACAUUUUCAUCGA